CCACAGUGCGCCGUGUGGCUCCUCGUUUCUCCAUCCCUCCCAGCAGCCAGGAGGUGAUGCCCGGUGGCAGCGUGAACCUGACUUGUGUUGCGGUGGGCGCGCCCAUGCCCUACGUGAAGUGGAUGAUGGGGGCCGAGGAGCUCACCAAGGAGGAUGAGAUGCCGGUCGGCCGCAAUGUGCUGGAGCUCAGCAAUGUCGUGCGCUCUGCCAAUUACACCUGCGUGGCCAUCUCCUCUCUAGGCAUGAUCGAGGCCACAGCCCAGGUCACAGUGAAAGCUCUGCCGAAACCUCCGAUUGACCUCGUGGUGACAGAGACGACUGCCACCAGCGUCACCCUGACCUGGGACUCUGGGAACUCCGAGCCUGUGUCCUACUAUGGCAUCCAGUACCGUGCGGCAGGUGCGGAGGGGCCCUUCCAGGAGGUGGAUGGCGUAGCCACCACCCGCUACAGCAUUGGCGGCCUCAGCCCUUUCUCGGAGUACGCCUUCCGCGUGCUGGCGGUGAACAGCAUUGGCCGAGGAGCGCCCAGCGAGGCGGUGCGGGCCCGCACGGGGGAGCAGGCGCCCUCCAGCCCCCCGCGCCGCGUGCAGGCACGCAUGCUGAGCGCCAGCACCAUGCUGGUGCAGUGGGAGCCGCCCGAGGAGCCCAACGGCCUGGUGCGAGGCUACCGCGUCUACUACACGCCCGACUCCCGCCGCCCCCUGAGCGCCUGGCACAAGCACAACACAGAUGCGGGGCUUCUCACCACCGUGGGCAGCCUGCUGCCUGGUAUCACCUACAGCCUGCGCGUGCUGGCCUUCACGGCCGUGGGCGACGGCCCUCCCAGCCCCACCAUCCAGGUCAAGACGCAGCAGGGAGUGCCUGCCCAGCCGGCGGACUUCCAGGCGGAGGCGGAGUCGGACACCAGGAUCCAGCUCUCAUGGCUGCUGCCCCCGCAGGAGCGGAUCGUCAAGUAUGAACUGGUGUACUGGGCAGCAGAGGAUGAAGGCCAGCAGCACAAGGUGACCUUCGAUCCCACCUCCUCCUACACCCUAGAGGACCUGAAGCCUGACACACUGUACCACUUCCAGCUGGCCGCCCGUUCCGAGAUGGGGGUGGGCGUCUCCACCCCCACCAUUGAGGCCCGCACGGCACAGUCCACCCCCUCUGCCCCUCCCCAGAAGGUGACCUGUGUGAGCACGGGCUCCACCACAGUCCGGGUAAGUUGGGUCCCGCCGCCGGCCGCCAGCCGCAACGGUGUCAUCACCCAGUACUCGGUGGCCUACGAGGCAGUGGACGGCGAGGACCGAGGGCGGCAUGUGGUGGAGAGCAUCGGUCGCGAGCACUCCAGCUGGGACCUGGUGGGCCUGGAGAAGUGGACGGAGUACCGGGUGUGGGUGCGGGCGCACACAGACGUAGGCCCCGGCCCGGAGAGCAGCCCAGUGCUAGUGCGCACAGACGAGGACGUGCCCAGUGGGCCACCACGGAAGGUAGAGGUGGAGCCACUGAAUUCCACGGCUGUGCAUGUCUCUUGGAAGCUGCCCGUCCCCAGCAAGCAGCAUGGCCAGAUCCGCGGCUACCAGGUCACCUAUGUGCGGCUAGAGAACGGCGAGCCCCGCGGCCCACCCAUCAUCCAGGACGUCAUGCUGGCGGAGGCCCAGUGGCGGCCAGAGGAGUCCGAGGACUAUGAAACCACCAUCAGCGGCCUGACCCCAGAGACUACCUACUCCGUUACCGUCGCCGCCUACACCACCAAGGGGGAUGGUGCCCGCAGCAAGCCCAAAAUUGUCGCAACGACGGGGGCAGGUGAGUGA
Leptonychotes weddellii (Weddell seal) is the source of this 1793-nucleotide messenger RNA. NCBI's taxonomy places the organism in Eukaryota, Metazoa, Chordata, Mammalia, Carnivora, Phocidae. The record is from RefSeq and is a predicted model, not a curated record.